AUACCGAUGAAAUCAAAAGGGAAACCACCGAGUUGACGUUAGCCGAAACUAAAUUCGAGCGGUACCAAAUAACCGGUACCGAAACGAUAUCCAAUGUGUGAUGAAACUGGUACCAAGUCAGAUGCCGAAGAUGGCGAUAAGGUAGCCAAAGACGAAACCGAAACGAAGAACCGCGAAGCGAAAGAGCCAAAAUCUGUUUCGUUUAAUCAAGACGUUCACGUUAAAAGAUUCGGUAAACCGCGUGAACCGCGGGGCACCUCAUCCGAACAAGUACGAAAAGAACCAUUCACCCAUUUAACAAAGCAAGAAUUAAUUGAUGAAGCGAAUAAAGUAAGAGCACAAGCUGAUAGCGUGACCUGCACUGCGGAUCAUCCGCCGGAGAAAUUUUUCUCAUUGCCACAUAGAAAGAAAUUCAAAGAAGAUAGGGGAAGAAGAAACAGCGACGACGGCACAGAAGGCUCGAAAAUUAAUCUUGGCAGAUCAACCAGCGAUGUGAAUCCAAAAAAAAGAAAAGAACGUACAUCCCUAUCAACUUUAUUUAGGAGGGCACAGAGAACUAAAAGUCCAGAUACAUCAGUGGUCGUUACAUCUAAACCAAUUGCAGUAGUUAAACGUAGUAAAAGUGAUGUAUCCGACUUGAAAUCUAACACCAACAUAACUCCUCAAACUAAACCGAUUCGUAAAAGAUCUGGCAGUGAAACCGAAGAAUUUCUGAAGUCCCUUAGGAAUAAAAAAUCUCAACUAUCUCCAAUAAUUGAGAGCUCUCCAAGGGAAGAUUACUUUAAGAAAACUCCACCACUAGAAGUAUUUCAAAAACAAAAACUAUCUCAAAAAGACAGCAACAUAUCUGAUGAACAGAACUCUGCGUCAGAAAAUAAAAAAGUUAAUCCUGUAGAAAAACCACCAAGAUACAAAACUCCUGAAAAACAAGAACCUAAACCGCCAAUAAGAACAAAGAGGGGAAAAUCGUUAGAGAAAGAAAAGGAGAAAUCUCCCUCUAUCGCAGAAACACCUAAACGCAAAACAGACGUAAAAAGAACACUUUUAGUCGAUGAGAUCGAUUCUAUCAAAGAAAAGAAUAGCCAUCCUCUUGAAGUUAAAGAAAAAAUCAAAGAAAGUAUUAGAAAAAUCGAGGAAAACAUUUAUGGUGAUAAAGAAAUGAUACACAGUAGCCAACAACCACCUGAUAAACCACCCCUAACACGAGGGCAUACUGUGGAUCACAUUGUAAGAAUACUAAAAGAAGAUCAGUUAUCUCCUCCUCCAAAACCUCAUUUGAUCUCACCAACAAACGGUACUAAUACAAGUCAACCUUUCUCGUAUAUUAAACCCAGUGUAAGUCCUGAUCCCAAUUUAUUUGUGAGAAAUACAAGUCCAGAUAGAGUACCUACCCCAGUUAAUAAAAUGACAGAUAAAGGAGUGGUGUACGCUCAAGUAGUUCGCGAUAAUGGAGACACUGGUACGAAUGGAUUUGGUAAGCAGACUAUUCAUAAAACUUACUCCCCAGCAAGGGAAAAAUAUGGAAAUUUCUCUGAUGAAGAUGAAGGUUUGGGAUAUGAAGAACGCCACAAGAACUCUAUUAACCGUUUUGACUAUGAUUAUAAAAACGAGAAUGAAAACUACAAUAGCAUUGAAGGAUAUAAUGAUUCACCUAUAAGACCAAUAUAUAGAGAAUAUAAAUUAAAAAGUUUUGAAGAUUUUGAACCUACUUAUGCAAAUGAGUAUCCCAUUGAAAAUAAUAAAUCCCAUGAUUUUAUCGAUACUUUUCGAGGAAGAGCUGAUGGUAUGGAUACUAAGCGAAGACAGUAUGAACAUGAUAAUACUAAAAUAGAUUUAGAUUUUAACGAACUAAGUCAUAGGCGAAAGCUUUUAGAAUCGAGACUAAAUGCUCGAAAAAUCGACCGAAAUGAUAAUAUUUUUGAUAGAAAAGAAAGAAUUAAUACCGAUGAGCCCAUUUCAAGAUAUUUAGCUGAGACUGAUCCUAUUUAUGAGGCAGAAAAGCGUAGAAAAGCUACCGAAAAAUAUGUUAAUGAAACAGCAAAGUACUACAGACAGACUUUAGAAAGAGAUGGUUUUACUCAGAAUAGUAUUACUGAAGACUAUAGUAAAUAUGACUCGGAUAAUCAUAAAGUGAAAUACAAUACUGAAACUAGAACUUUUCAAAAAGUUCCACAGGGCGAAGUAGAUAGGCGAGAGUUUAUUGAUAGAUUGGGUCCUAAUUCUAGACAUAAAAGCAAAGUUUUUCCCCCGGAGCCAGAAUAUGAACCUCCUAGUCUAGAAUUUACAGAAAAACCCGUACUUUCACCUGACGAAUACAAAGAAAAAAAAUACAAAGUGAAAAAAAAUAUUGUUUCUAGUCAUGAUAUGCUUCAUACUGGUCAUAAAUAUAAAGUCAAAGAUGACUGGUUUGGUAAAAGGAAAGGUCAUUAUGCAUCAAAUCCUGAAAUAGCUAAAGAAAGAGAAGAUGAUUAUGCUAAUCUUCGUUAUGAAGCAAAACAAGCAGAAUCUUAUCAUAAUUCUCUACGUCGUGGGAAAAAUAAAGACAGAUAUUAUAAAGAAGACUUUGGAAUGAGGCGCCAUGACUCCGGCGAUAGCAGAGAAUAUUAUCGUGAUGACAGAUCUCCACGGCGUUAUGAUAUAGAUAAUCGUUUAGUUGAUUCCGGAAUUGAGAACGAUUUCCGUAAAGACUCAAGUGGUGAACUUCACAGGUCAAGGUACAGACCUCAUGAGAGCGACGAUGACGUUAGGAAUGUAUCCUUAUUCUUGGCCAGUGAAAGAAGACAUACAGAGGAUAAUUAUCCUAGCGAGCAAAUAUACGCCAAUGGUGAAUAUUUAGCUAAAUUCAAGGACUUCAGGGAGAACGGUUACAGAAAAGAAUAUUCAAGAGACAAAAGUAUUGAUAACGUAUCACAUUUAGAACCAAGAGUUGACAGAUACAACAAAAGUCCCAUCGGGCAUGAUAAUAAAGUCAGUGCGAAACCGCCAAAGGCUGCAAAGAAAUUAUCUGGACUUGAAAAGAUGAAACAGCUGUUCUCUCGCGACUCUUCGAAGAAGAGCAAAAAGGAGAAAGAAGUAGUCCAGCCGAAGACUCGCACCCGGGUACUCAAGAGCCCUGAACAUCUUGCUGGAGAUGACUCUGAGUAUAGAAGGUACACCGACCCUGAGCCGAGUGAUAUCGUCGUAAAGAAAAUAGACUACGAAUGCAAAGCAGACGAGAGGAGAUUCCGAAAUUCCAGAGAAGAUCUGGACAAGUACCGGAGUUCCGAUCCCCGAGAGAGUCCCGAGAGAAAAUAUCGGGAUAUGGAUUACAAUGGAAGAUACGAUAGAACUUUGAAAGAGGACAGAAGAUACAAGGAACGUAAAGAAGAAAAGAGACGAUACCACUCAUCGGACAGGGAGAGUGACCACCAUUCCAGACCGUCAGACGCUGAAAGUGACCUUCGAAAGUCGAGGUCCAGAACGGCUGGACCACUUGACUCGCCUGCUUUGGCUGAAAGAUACCGCGAGAGACGGCGGCUGGCAACACCCAGCCCCACCCCCUCCCCGCCGCGGCGGCAGCCCGCACCACCCCCCGCCACCUCCGCCGGCAACUGGUUCAAAUCACUGGACAGACUCACGGCUAGAAAACGAGGGAAGAGUGUCAAUACAAAGAGUGAAAAAGAAAGUGUUAUAACAACAGAAGAUGAAUCCACAAGGAAAGCCUGGUCCAAGACUACUAAACCGCUCAAUUCACCAGCAAAAAACCUGCGAUUCUUUGGUGAUACAGAUGCGGAUUCAGAUAUAAACGUGAAGCAAACGGUCACCAAAACCAAGAGCCAUCCCGUAAAAAGUCAUGGCACACUGAGAAAAACUAUAUCGAACUCGAGUACUGGUAUCGAUGAAGUCGAUCACAGCGAAUUAUCGAAUAAAAGUCACUCGCUAUCCAAUCUACAGAGAGAAGACAAGAGUGAGUCACCAAAAAAUAGAUAUUACAAAAGAAACUUGCAGAACAUUUCAGAGAUUCACAGCAAUUCGGAGAAUGAGAGCCAGUUUGACAGGAAGGUGAACAUGAAGCCCCCUAUAAGUCCAUAUGAGAGGUCCAGGAGUCACAGUAGCUCCAAGACCCUGAUGGGGAGCAGGAAUGAUGUGAGGAGACACAGGAAGGAUGAUAGGGGCAGCUCGUCGGAACUGAGGACCAGCAACCAGGAACUCAGCAGGGAUAUGAAGCACCGUCGCCGCACGCCUGGUACCAACUCCGGGGAAAGCAGCACAGAGGGUGACUCCAGUCACCAGUCACAACGGAGCGUCGUCUACCUGCACGCAACCACUGUUGGUGAUAUUCCUGACCCUGGAAGACUGACACGGAACCGUUCACGAGACGACGUAUCCUCGGUCAACUCCUCUAAUAUCCAAGUCCGUAGCACCACGAAGAGCUUUUCCAUUUUCGCUCCAUGGACUCCAAGGCAUUACAACGAUCAACACGACGUCCAUUACGCUCAGAGACCAAGGAAAGUGAAACCAAAAGAGAUUCCCGCCAAAAAAACCACCACGACCAGAAAUCAUGUUGAAGACAGGCCAACACUGCAAAAGAACAAGUCUUUCAGCCAAACAACCUUGACUAGGAAGCCACAAAACAAUCGACUAACAAGCUCCAGUACAACACUAUACAGAAAACCGGAGAAACGUAGAGAACUUGACCAAAACACAACACUAUCACGCAAAUCGGUAUCUAGAGACGGCAAAAAAAGUCAGUCGAGCGAAAUUUUAAACCGUGAUAGUCGCGAACGAGUUUCACGUUCGAUUUCAAUGCCGAAAGACAACAAUAAAAAGGCUGGCUGGUUUAAACUGUCUAACAAAAAUAAAAAACAAGAAAUUAAUACUAGGGUCCGUUAAAUUAAUAUUCAAAUUCAGAAUCUUAUUUAGUAGCUUGUUCUGCGAAAAUAGAACAGUUUUGAACUUCGCGCCAUCUCAGUGAAAUUAUGUUACCAUUGCAAUAAAUGUCAUCGCUAAUAGACCAACUAAGUGACAUUUCAUAGACAAACUUGAAAAUUAGUCUCACACAUUUAUAUAAUUAUAAGAAAUGGUUAGCUAUAGGAUUACAAUAAUACAGUGUCGUACAUUAUCACGAAUAACAGUAAUUGAAGAAACUGGGUGCUAUAAAUAAUAUAAGAUUUUAACAAUUGUGGUUACAAAGAAAAGUGCCAUGAUCACUUUAAUGUUACCAUUUUCUUAAUGCGAGAAAUUUUCCGUAAGGUUGCAU
Achroia grisella is the source of this 5239-nucleotide messenger RNA. It is a transcript of the gene blo, whose product is annotated as trichohyalin. NCBI's taxonomy places the organism in Eukaryota, Metazoa, Arthropoda, Insecta, Lepidoptera, Pyralidae. The coding region runs from base 94 to 4872 and encodes 1592 amino acids. The record is from RefSeq and is a predicted model, not a curated record. The transcript is spliced from 9 exons.